Molecule: messenger RNA, 3639 nt
Organism: Gambusia affinis (western mosquitofish)
Lineage: Eukaryota; Metazoa; Chordata; Actinopteri; Cyprinodontiformes; Poeciliidae
Product: kelch repeat and BTB domain-containing protein 12-like
Exons: 10
Coding region: 565-2340 (591 amino acids)
Molecular function (GO): protein binding
Source: RefSeq, a predicted model, not a curated record
UUGGUCAGCUGAUUCCAGAGGCUUGGUCAUAUAAUCAGUCACUACUCUCUCUUUUGGGCAAAAACUCUUCACUUAGCCUUAACAAUUACCUUUCACAAUUUAGACUUUGAUAAACAUGAAAAAAUGCAUGGCCCAGAGUUAAAACAGCCUAAACAUAUCUGCAAGUUUCUUUCAAUCCCGCUCUUUAGAUAGGGUGACUUAGCUGUCUGAUCCAGACUGAAACGUUUGCGAUUUCUUUCUACUCUUGAAAAACAAGUGACUUGAAUUGUUGUGGACAUUCAAAUUGAAAUGGAGCAUUUACGUUAGAAUGAGAGGUAGCAUAGCUGUAAACACAAACUCAGCUGCAGCUCUGCUAGCUGUUCUAUUUUAAACUCACUUCAUCUAUGAGCUUGAUGUUGUCUGCUAUGCCUUCCCUAGCUGUAAAUAGCACAGAGCACAAGUGCAGCACACCUUCACAAACAAGCCUUACGCGUAGCUUGUAAUGUGACAAUUUAUGAGAUCUACGUUGAGAAUCCUCUUGGUUUUAGGAAACAGCAGUGGUGCAGUCAUCUACAACAAGCCUCCAUGGAGAGCGAGGUGCAGCCGUCUGCUCGGGAACAGCAUAGGUCUUUUCUGCUCAGGCAGCUCGCCAGAAUGAGAACAGCUGAGGAGCUCACUGACGUCGUCCUGCUUGCAGAGGGUAUUUCCUUCCCAUGCCACAAGGUGGUGCUGUCUGCAUUCAGCCCUUACUUCCAGGCUAUGUUUACAUGUGGUCUGAAGGAAACUCGAGGAGGAGAGGUGGCCCUCAGAGACACAGCUGCACAGAGCCUUGAACUGCUGCUGAAGUACAUGUAUUCUGCUGAACUCCCUCUUUGUAAUGACAACAUCCAGGGAGUGGCGGCUGCCGCCUUCCUGCUCCAUGUGGAUGGAGCUUUUAGGUUGUGUCAGAGCCACAUGGAGGCCCACAUGGAUGCCUCAAACUGUGUUGGGUUGUACUAUUGGGCCAGAGAUCUUGGUGCUACUGAUCUGGCUGACUGUGCUUUGAAAUACAUCUGUCAACACUUUACCCAGGUUUGUGAGGAAGAAGAAGUGCUGGACCUUGAUUCCCAGCGUCUUGGGACUCUCCUGGGAUCGGAUGACCUCAACAUAUCACAGGAGGAACUUGUGCUUGAGUUGGUGCUGCGCUGGGUUGAGAGGCACAGGAACAACUCUCAGAGCGAAACCCAGGCUGUGGAGUUGCUCCGGCGAGUGCGACUAGAGCUGGUGGAUCCUGGAUUUCUCCGGAAAGCGAGGAGGAGGAACCCGGUACUGCUGCGGGAUGCAGAGUGCUUUGGGAUGAUCGACGCUGCCCUGCAGACCUCAGGUCUCUGUGAGACGUCUGCUCCACCUCGUCCACCUCUCCGAUAUGGCAUGGAGACAACAGAUUUGCUGCUCUGUUUGGGUGGAGUGAACACUGAGGGUGUGCCAGCGAGACGUGGAGGACUUGCUGACCAAAACUUUUGUUUUGCACCCCUUGGUAGAAAGACCUACUACAUCCCAUCUCCGCUGAGGGACUGUGGCGGUCAGGGCCAGGUCACAGCAGGAGCAGUGACCCGGGACAGCAGCAUAUUGGUGGCUGUAGAGGCCGAGGAUCAACACAGGAGAAAGAGGCUGGAUAUCUACAAAUACAGUAAUUCUGAAGAGAAAAUCUGGGUGAAGCUCUGCUCUGCACCCUACAGAGACAUGUAUGCUUUGGGGUUGGUCGGAGAUGCUCUGUACCUCAUUGGCGGUCAGAUGAAAGUGCGCAAUCACUACGUCAUAACGGACAAUGUGGACAGAUGGUCACUGAAGAGAGGAGGCAGCUGGCUCAGUUUCGCUCCUUUACCACUUGCUUUGGCCUGCCACUGCACUGUGAGCCUGAAGGAGCGUCUCUACGUGCUGGGGGGCUGGACCCCACAGGACCAGCCAGAUGAUGAGCCUGACAAGCUGAGUAACAGAGUGUUUCGAUUUGACCCGAGCAAAGACAGCUGGACAGAGUGUGCCAGGAUGAAAUACUCCAGGUACCGCUGCGGUACAGCUGUACUCAAUGGAGAAAUCUACAUAUUAGGCGGUAUAGGAUGUGUUGGUGAGGAUUGUGGACAAUCACGGCGCUGCCUGAGCUCUGUAGAAAUUUACAACCCAGAUGCAGACAGCUGGAGGCCCGGCCCAACACUCCCUACAACCCUGCUUUCGCUUCGAACCAACGGCUCCAACACAGGAACAGUAGAAGGAAAGCUCUACCUCUGCGGAUACUACAAAGGGGUUGAUUUUGGGCCAAGCAUCAUAUUCGUACGUUUACUGCAGGUCGUCAUGAGAUCAUCACCAAGGAGAUUUUGGAGUUAGACCCUGCAGACUAUGUAUGGACGGUUGUGGAGAGACGAGCAGUGAUGCAUGACAGUUAUGAUGUUUGUCUGGUGGCUAACCUCAAUCCUCGGGACCUCCUGACACCCUGACGCAAGCACCUCCUCAUGACUCUCUGAGCAACAAUGCGGGGGCCUGAUAUGUGUGUGUGUGUGUGUGUGUGUGGGGGGGGGGGGGGUGACUGCAUGAGCGGCCAUUCUUACAAAGCUUCAUUCUAACAUAAAUACUUCACUCCCACGUGUCAUGCAUCUCAAAACAAGACUAAAUGAAAUAGGCCUAUGUGCAUUUAGUUCAUGUGAAUCAGUUUGCUGCUUUACAGAUAAAAUGGAGAACUUUCAUUAAAUAGCUUUUAAUUAAGACACUUUCUCAGAGGCUUACAGAAUAGCUUUUUUUUUUAAUCAAAAGCUGACUGCAAAACUUAUUAGCACAAAAAAACAGAUAAUUGGAGCCUUUUUACAACUUAUUUGACAUGAACAUACAAUAAUUUUAGAAUAAACUUCCCGACAUUGUUACAUAAAGUGCACUCCCAGCUUAAUAGAUACCCUGGAAAAGAUGUGUAAAAAUGUUUAUCAAGAGGUGUAAAAAUGUUUAUUAAAAUGUGUAAAAAUGUUUGUAAGAUGUGUAAAAAUCUUUUUAUGCAGUAACAUGCUUUUAUAGAAAGUUCAUCUUGAAAUUUAGAUUUGAUAUUUAGUGAAAUUAACUUAACUUAGUAUUAGCGCUGUACUAUUAAAACUUUGCACUACCUUUUUUGACAAGUAGCACUUUUUUAUUUUUCCAUACAAUUCAACAGAGAAAGGUAUUUUUGACCAUUUCUUUUUGCACAGUGUUUGGGUCCUUUCUUGUUUAGGAUGUAGAUCUUUGAACUGUGAUGUUCAGUGAAUGAAUGAAGUUUUGUUGCCAGAGUGAUUAUUGCGGUGUUGAUUUGAUAAUGUUUUAUGAUUUGUUCUCCUGCUGACAGACACAGUGAUAAAGAGUCCCUGUUGCAGUGAACUUUAGUAAGAUUCCUAGAGUUUUUGAAGGCAAAAUACCUUUAAUUAUAUUAAAUAUUUUCAACCAAAGUACUAGUAAGUUUUGGGGCUAUUGUAGAUAAUAAUAAAGAAAUGCAUCUACUUUAUAGUUUUUAUUGAUAUGGAAGGAAAACUGUUCAUUUAAAGAUAAACUGUGCUGUUAACUGAGACAAAUGCAAAUACUUUUAGGGUUUUUAUGCUUAAAACCUUUUUCUUUUCCCCUCCAGCUAGUAAGUAUAAAAAAAAUGUUAAUACUGUUGUAUUUUGGUUUUUA